This is a messenger RNA of Danaus chrysippus (African queen), 963 nucleotides long. NCBI's taxonomy places the organism in Eukaryota, Metazoa, Arthropoda, Insecta, Lepidoptera, Nymphalidae. The record is from the annotation of a GenBank genome assembly.
AUGUCGUUAUUUAAGAAGAAACCUCCGAAGUAUACCGCGCCACCGGUUCCUCCCCCUCCAGAGGAGAUUCCUAGCCAUCAAUCUAACGGAGUGGAUAACAACAACGGAACUCAAAAGUCGCAGCUUGUGUUCCACUGCCAACAGGCACACGGAAGCCCCCUUGGAUUAAUUUCUGGAUUUUCCAACGUUAAAGAGCUAUAUCAAAAGAUUGCUGAAUGCUAUGACUUUCCUCCUGAAGACAUAUUGUUUUGCACCCUGAACACACAUAAGGUGGAUAUGAAGAAGUUGUUAGGGGGACAAAUAGGAUUGGAGGAUUUCAUUUUCGCGCACAGAAAGGGCCGGCCUAAGGAAAUUGAAAUAGUUAAAACCGAAGACGCACUAGGCUUGACGAUAACGGACAACGGCGCAGGAUAUUCGUUCAUAAAGAGAAUAAAAGAAGGAUCUAUUGUAUCCAGAAUACCGCAUAUAGAUGUUGGUGAUCAUAUUGAACGGCUAAACGAUGAGAAUAUGGUCGGUCGGCGUCAUUAUGAGGUCGCAAAACUACUAAAAGAAAUACCAAAAGGGACAACAUUCACUAUAAGAUUAGUAGAACCACUGAAAUCAGGUUUUGGAAGUAUAGGACCUAAAACUAGCAGUGCGAGAUCGGGGAAAAAACAAAGUUAUGGUUCGGGUAAAGAAACUCUAAGGUUCAAGGCCAAUGGACAAGCUACAAUAGAAAAUGAGCCUGACGACAGAUCGAAGGCUGGCAUAGAUAAAAUAAACGGUCUACUUGAAACAUUUAUGGGAAUAAAUGACACUGAACUGGCAACACAGAUGUGGGACUUGGCAGAGGGGAAAUCCAAUUCGAUGCAACUCGCAGAGGCCAUAGACAACAGCGAUUUACAAGAGUUCGGUUUCACUGAUGAAUUUAUUAUUGAAUUGUGGGGUGUUAUUACAGACGCUAGAUCUGGGAGACUCAGUUAA